AUGCCCUUCUCAACGGGGGGUUAUGUCACUCGCCUAGCUGGUGGUUGUGUCACUUGGUCAUCUAAAAAGAUCAAGACAACAGUUUGUCUUUCCUCCACCGAAGCAGAAUAUAUUGCUGCUAGUGAAGCUGUUAAAGAAAUUGAAUGGUUAGGUGAUCUUACUACUGUUAUGGAUCUCACACUAAACAAAACAAAAUUAUAUGUUGACAAUGAACCAGCAAUUAAGUUAAGUAAGAAUCCAGUAAUGCAUCCAAGAACUAAACAUAUCGCACUGAGAUAUCACAAAAUCAGACAUGCAGUGGAACAGGAUAUUGUUGAUUUGGAAUAUGUUAAUACAAAAGACCAACAGGCUGAUAUCCUAACUAAAAUUUUAGCUAAAUCCCAAUUUGAAACCUUAAGAGAUGAAUUAGUCUCAAAUUUAACUACUUAA
Messenger RNA from Vanderwaltozyma polyspora DSM 70294, 429 nucleotides. RefSeq names its product Ty1/Copia family ribonuclease HI. The transcript has a single exon. The coding region runs from base 1 to 429 and encodes 142 amino acids. The record is from RefSeq and is a predicted model, not a curated record. Lineage: Eukaryota; Fungi; Ascomycota; Saccharomycetes; Saccharomycetales; Saccharomycetaceae.